GCGGCGGGGCCAAGAUGGCGGCGCGGCGCGCAGCGGGGGCGGGGGGCGGCGGGACGCUGACCCCGCCCCCUGCUGCUGCCCGUCUGCGCCGGGCGGCGGAGGGAGAGCCGCGAACAUGGCGGCCGCGGCGCGCAGCUUCGGUUCCGAGCGGGAAGCCGAGCCGGCUAAGGAGGCGCGCGUCGUGGGCUCCGAGCUCGUGGACACGUACACGGUUUACAUCAUCCAAGUCACUGAUGGCAGCCAUGAGUGGACAGUCAAGCACCGCUAUAGUGACUUCCAUGACCUGCAUGAAAAGCUCGUUGCAGAAAGAAAGAUUGAUAAAAAUCUGCUUCCACCUAAAAAGAUAAUUGGGAAAAACUCAAGAAGCUUGGUGGAGAAGAGGGAGAAGGAUCUGGAGGUCUACCUCCAGAUGCUCCUGGCUGCCUUCCCUGGUGUGGCCCCCAGAGUGCUGGCCCACUUCUUGCAUUUUCACUUCUACGAGAUAAAUGGCAUCACUGCAGCACUGGCCGAAGAGCUCUUUGAAAAAGGAGAGCAGCUCCUGGGGGCCGGUGAAGUCUUUGCCAUCAGGCCCCUGCAGCUCUAUGCAGUCACCGAGCAACUGCUGCAGGGAAAGCCCACAUGCACCAGUGGAGACGCCAAGACCGACCUUGGACACAUCCUGGACUUCACCUGUCGCCUUAAGUACCUUAAGGUUUCUGGCACAGAAGGACCUUUUGGGACCAGCAACAUUCAGGAGCAGUUCCUGCCGUUUGAUCUGUCAAUAUUCAAGUCCCUUCAUCAGGUGGAGAUAAGUCAUUGUGAUGCCAAGCAUAUCCGAGGGCUGGUCACAUCAAAGCCUACAUUAGCCACAAUGAGCAUCCGCUUCUCAGCAACCUCGAUGAAGGAAGUCCUUGUUCCUGAAGCCUUGGAAUUUGAUGAGUGGGAGCCAGAAGGCACUGCCCUGGAAGGCCCUGUGACUGCUGUCAUCCCCACUUGGCAAGCACUGACUGCUCUCGAUCUGAGCCACAACAGCAUCUCUGAGAUCGACGAGUCUGUGAAACUGAUCCCAAAGAUUGAGUUCCUGGACCUGAGUCACAAUGGAUUGCUGGUUGUGGACAAUCUGCAGCACCUGUACAACCUUGUGCACCUGGACCUGUCCUACAACAAGCUCUGCUCUUUGGAAGGGGUUCACACCAAGCUGGGGAACAUCAAGACCCUGAACCUGGCAGGCAACCUCCUAGAGAGUUUGAGUGGCCUACACAAGCUCUACUCACUGGUCAAUCUGGAUCUCAGCAACAACAGAAUUGAACAGAUGGAGGAGGUCCGGAGCAUAGGCAGCCUCCCGUGCCUGGAGCACGUGGCUCUGCUGAACAACCCUCUGAGCAUCAUCCCUGACUACCGGACCAAGGUGCUUGCUCAGUUUGGAGACAGGGCCUCGGAGGUCUGUCUGGAUGACACAGUGACCACAGAAAAGGAGCUGGACACCGUGGAAGUGCUGAAAGCAAUUCAGAAAGCCAAGGAGGUCAAGUCCAAACUGAGCAACCUGGAGAAGAAGGUUGGUGAGGAUGCCCGGCUGUCGACCUCUGCCUGUGUCAGACCCGGCAGCUCCCCUCCCACCAUGGCUCCCACGUCUGCCUCCCUGCCCCAGCCCAUCCUCUCCAACCAAGGAAUCAUGUUCGUGCAGGAGGAGGCCCUGGCCAGCAGCCUCUCGUCCACCGACAGUCUGACUCCCGAGGACCGGCCCAUUGCCCGGGGAUGCUCUGAUUCCUUGGAGUCGAUCCCUGCAGGACAGGCGGCUUCUGACGAGUUAAGGGGUGUGCCAGGAGCUGUUGGCGGUGCAAGCCCAGAGCAUGCAGAGCCAGAGGUCCAGGUGGUACCCGGGUCUGGCCAGAUCAUCUUCCUGCCUUUUACCUGCAUUGGCUACACUGCCACCAACCAGGACUUCAUCCAGCGCCUGAGCACGCUGAUCCGGCAGGCCAUCGAGCGGCAGCUGCCCGCCUGGAUCGAGGCUGCCAACCAGCGGGAGGAGGGCCAGGGCGAACAAGGCGAGGAGGAUGACGAUGCAGACGAGGAAGAGGAUGUUGCUGAGAACCGCUACUUUGAGAUGGGGCCCCCGGACAUGGAGGAAGAGGAGGAAGGAGGCCAUGGGGAGGAGGAGGAGGAGGAGGAGGAGGCUGAGGAGGAGCGCCUGGCUCUAGAGUGGGCCCUGGGCGCAGACGAGGACUUCCUGCUGGAGCACAUCCGCAUCCUCAAGGUGCUGUGGUGCUUCCUGAUCCACGUGCAGGGCAGCAUCCGCCAGUUUGCCGCCUGCCUCGUGCUCACUGACUUCGGCAUUGCCGUCUUCGAGAUCCCCCACCAGGAGUCUCGGGGCAGCAGCCAGCACAUCCUCUCAUCCCUGCGCUUCGUCUUCUGCUUCCCGCACGGCGACCUCACCGAGUUCGGCUUCCUCAUGCCGGAGCUGUGCCUGGUGCUCAAGGUGCGACACAGCGAGAACACGCUCUUCAUCAUCUCGGACGCCGCCAACCUGCACGAGUUCCACGUGGACCUGCGCUCGUGCUUCGCGCCACAGCACAUGGCCAUGCUCUGCAGCCCCAUCCUCUACGGCAGUCACACCAGCCUGCAGGAGUUCCUGCGCCAGCUGCUCACCUUCUAUAAGGUGGCCGGCGGCUGCCAGGAGCGCAGCCAGGGCUGCUUCCCCGUCUACCUGGUCUACAGCGACAAGCGCAUGGUGCAGACGGCUGCCGGGGACUACUCGGGCAACAUCGAGUGGGCCAGCUGCACGCUCUGCUCAGCCGUGCGGCGCUCCUGCUGUGCGCCGUCUGAGGCUGUCAAGUCUGCCGCCAUCCCCUAUUGGCUACUGCUUACGCCUCAGCAUCUCAAUGUCAUCAAGGCUGACUUCAACCCCAUGCCCAACCGUGGCACCCACAACUGUCGCAAUCGCAACAGCUUCAAGCUCAGUCGUGUGCCCCUCUCCACCGUGCUGCUAGACCCCACACGCAGCUGCACCCAGCCUCGGGGCGCCUUUGCUGAUGGCCACGUGCUCGAGCUGCUCGUGGGCUACCGCUUUGUCACUGCCAUCUUCGUCCUGCCCCAUGAGAAGUUCCACUUCCUGCGCAUCUACAACCAGCUGCGGGCCUCACUGCAGGACCUGAAGACCGUGGUCAUCGCCAAGACCCCUGCAACUGGGGCCAGCCCCCAGAGUCCCCUCACAGAUGGCCAGCCUGCCAAAGGCAGGGCCAGAUGCAGCAAUGACCAGCAUCCCCAGGAGGCCCCAGCAGAGGCUCCAGCUCCAGCCCCAGCAGAGGUUCCAGGUCCAGCCCUGGCAGCAGCCUCUGCCCCAAGCCCAGCAAAGACUCCGGCUCCGACAGAUGCCCCAGGUCCAGCCCCAGCCGAGACCUCAGUUCCAGCUUCGGUCCCAGAAGAGGCCCCAGUGGAGACCACAGCCCCAGCUUCAGCCCUAGCUGAGGCCCCGGCACAAGUUGAGGUCCCGGCGCAAGUUGAGGUCCCCACCCAGUAUCCAAGCGAGCACCUGAUCCAGUCCGCCUCGGAGGAGAAUCAGAUCCCCUCGCACCUGCCUGCCUGCCCGUCCCUCCGGCACAUCGCCAGCCUGCGUGGGAGCGCCAUCAUCGAGCUCUUCCACAGCAGCAUUGCCGAGGUCGAAAACGAGGAACUGAGGCACCUCAUGUGGUCCUCAGUGGUGUUCUACCAGACGCCAGGGCUGGAGGUGACUGCCUGCGUGUUGCUCUCCACCAAGGCUGUGUACUUUGUGCUACACGACGGCCUCCGCCGCUACUUCUCAGAGCCGCUGCAGGAUUUCUGGCAUCAGAAAAACACCGACUACAAUAACAGUCCCUUCCACAUCUCCCAGUGUUUUGUUCUGAAACUCAGCGACCUGCAGUCAGUCAACGUUGGGCUUUUUGACCAGUAUUUCCGGCUGACGGGCUCCUCCCCGGUACAGGUGGUCACAUGCCUGACGCGUGACAGCUACCUGACGCACUGCUUCCUCCAGCACCUCAUGGUUGUGCUUUCCUCGCUGGAACGCACACCCUCGCCUGAGCCUGUUGACAAGGACUUCUACUCUGAGUUUGGGAACAAGACCACAGGAAAGAUGGAGAACUACGAGCUGAUCCACUCAAGCCGUGUCAAGUUCACCUACCCUAGUGAGGAGGAGAUUGGGGACCUGACCUUCACUGUGGCCCAGAGGUUGGCUGACCCAGAGAAGGCCCCAGCCCUCAACAUCCUGCUGUACGUGCAAGCCUUCCAGGUGGGCAUGCCACCGCCUGGGCGCUGCCGGGGCCCGCUGCGCCCCAAGACACUGCUGCUCACCAGCGCCGAGAUCUUUCUCCUGGACGAGGACUACGUCCACUACCCGCUGCCCGAGUUCGCCAAAGAGCCUCCACAGAGAGACAGGUACCGGCUGGACGAUGGCCGCCGUGUCCGAGACCUGGACCGAGUGCUCAUGGGCUACCAGCCCUACCCGCAGGCCCUCACCCUCGUCUUUGAUGACGUGCAGGGUCACGACCUCAUGGGCAAUGUCACCCUGGACCACUUUGGGGAGGUGCCAGGUGGCCCAGCCGGGGCUGGCCAGGGCUGUGAGAUCCAGUGGCAGGUAUUUGUCCCCAGCGCUGAGAGCCGAGAGAAGCUCAUCUCGCUGCUGGCCCGCCAGUGGGAGGCGCUGUGCGGCCGCGAGCUACCUGUGGAGCUCACCGGCUAGCCCGGCCCGGCCAGCCCUCGCCACCUGCCACCUGCGGCCUGGCGCCAGCAGCGGCAGGGAAGCGUGCUUUUUUGUUCUCUAAAAAAUGUUUUCUCCUCCCUUUUGGUACCUUGAUUUGACUGUACCCACAGAAUGUGAAGGUGUGUGUGCAGUUAAUCCUAACGCCAGGCCCUUCCAGGGCCAUGUGUGCGUGUGCCGGCCGCUCCCGGGGUGUGUCGCCUGCCCUGGCAUAGCGUGGCUGAGUACACCAGUGUUGUGUCUUUUGUCGUGGGACCGUCGUUAGCACGUGGCGCUGUAGGUCUGAUUUACUCUUUUACACGUUCUCCUGAAGUGUCCAGUCCAGUCCUUUGUUGCUGUCGCUGUCGUUGUGGGUAUUUUGCUGCUAAUCACAAAGCUGGUGGCAGAGUGCACAUCGGAAGCUCCCGCCCCUGUGCUGUUUCAGAGUGGAGACCUCCCCUGGUCCAGACGAGUGGGAAAGCCCCCCAGGGACAGGAACCCCCCAGCCUUGGGCCAGGAGGGGUGGGAGCAGGGGACCUAGAGCUGCCAGCACCAGAUGUGAUCCCUGUUGCCUAUAUUCUCCCUCCCAAUAAAGCAGAGUUUGAGACAGUC
Molecule: messenger RNA, 5302 nt
Organism: Microcebus murinus (gray mouse lemur)
Lineage: Eukaryota; Metazoa; Chordata; Mammalia; Primates; Cheirogaleidae
Gene: NISCH
Product: nischarin
Cellular component (GO): cytoplasm
Molecular function (GO): integrin binding; phosphatidylinositol binding
Source: RefSeq, a predicted model, not a curated record